This is a messenger RNA of Grammomys surdaster, 1304 nucleotides long. It is a transcript of the gene Ly6e, whose product is annotated as lymphocyte antigen 6 family member E. The record is from RefSeq and is a predicted model, not a curated record. Bases 278 to 688 code for a protein of 136 amino acids. The transcript is spliced from 4 exons. Gene Ontology annotation, molecular function: acetylcholine receptor inhibitor activity. NCBI's taxonomy places the organism in Eukaryota, Metazoa, Chordata, Mammalia, Rodentia, Muridae.
CUCGGGACCCCGGUCGGAGUCUCAGAGGAGCACUUGUGUAGCUAGGCCAAGUGCAAGGACCGAGUUCCCAGAGGCCAGCAGCCAGGGUCCUCCUCCCCACCAGCCAGAGACCCGCCCACAGCCCGUGGAACGCCCCGCCUGCAGCCCGCCCCCGCCAUCUGCGCUCCGCUCAGCCUGCUUGGGAGCCUUCAGCCUUUGGUGAUCUCCAGGACCUAAGGUUUAUCUUCGGGGCCGCUUUACCCGGAGCGAGCUUCUUUGGCUUGUGAGCCUUCAACAGAUGUCUGCCGCUUCCAGCAUGAGAGUCUUCCUGCCUGUGCUGCUGGCAGCCCUUCUGGGUGUGGAGCAAGUCCAUUCCCUGAUGUGCUUCUCCUGCACUGACCAGAAGAACAAUAUAAACUGCCUGUGGCCGGUUUCAUGCCAGGACACAGACAAUUACUGUGUCACGUUAUCUGCUGCUGCUGGCUUUGGGAAUGUGAACCUUGGCUACACUCUGAAUAAGGGCUGUGCCCCGACAUGCCCCCGUGAAAGUGUCAAUAUCAACCUCGGUGUGGCAUCCGUGAAUAGUUACUGCUGUCAGAGCUCCUUCUGCAAUUUCAGCACGGCUGGCCUUGGACUUCGUGCCAGUAUCCCACUCCUGGGUCUUGGACUCCUGCUCAGUUUGCUAGCUCUGCUGCAGCUUAGCCCCUGACCGCCCCCAUGUGUUCCCCAUUUCCCCCCAGCUCAGGAAAAGCCCAGCUCCUUUUAGGUCCCAGGGGACCGUAGGAACCUUCAGCUCCUCCUGGGUAUGUGUAGUUCCCCUCCACAUUCUCUCAGCGUCAGGGCUAAGUACCAAAUUCACCCAUAUCUGGUCUGUUGAAAUGGUACUAGCUACCCUUGCUUCCAGAGCCAAUCCUAUAACCUCUCUUGGGGAACCAGGGUAAGGGGUGAAGAUCUCCUUGGAGUCUCAGGAGUACCGGAGUCUGCCCUGAAUCUUGUGGACACACUGACAUGGAUGUCUAACCCAAAUGAGUGUACAUCUGUGUGCUCAGUGUAUCCUUGUGUGAAUGAAGCCACUUGGAUUCUGGGGUGGGCAAAGAAGACCGGAAAGAUCCUGGAGCAGAAGGCCCGUGUCUCCACCAAAACCCCUUCCCCUGGUAUCACUGUACCAGAGUUGUACUCUAUUCAGGAGGCUGCCGAUGGAGGGCUGCCACCCCUCCAGAUGAAGGCUCCCACCCCCAGAUGCAGUUGAGUCCCUACCUGCCAUCUCUGCCCACACUGGCUUCCUGCUGCUAUUCUAGUGCCUCAAAUAAACUGUUUCCACCCAU